UGCAUCGCAACUUCUUUGUUCCAGUGUCGACGCAGCAGCUCAGCGCUCAAUAUCUGGCAUGCACAUUGUCCGAUCGGCAUUUUCAUGUGCGCCUUUCACGCAGAAAGGCAGUGUAUUUCAUACAGCAGCCGCGUGCGGAUCAUGUCUGCAUUACGGCCAAGCCAAAGGAGCACGGCAGGUGGUGAAUGACCCGCUUUUGAUUGCGAACAGAACGUCUCUGGCGGGUUCAGAACAUCAGCUGCUCAUAAAUUUAGCGCGAGUCGACCGCGCUUCAACUGCGGAUGCUAAGGCACCACGCUGUGAUGCACUAUCGCCCACUAUUGUGGACGAGGGUGGAUGGAUCUCGAUAAACAAGGAUCCUACUGUGAACGUCCACAUCGCAACCCGGCCUUUCCUCUCCAGCUUCCUCGCGGGGCACAGCACAGCUUUCGAUUGCGUUUCUGGACAGUCUUUGGACCUCCGUUUAUACCAUCAUGUCUUCACCGGAACUCAGGCUAGCGGUUAUGCUCGAUCGCCCACAUUAGACUAG
Molecule: messenger RNA, 529 nt
Organism: Laetiporus sulphureus 93-53
Lineage: Eukaryota; Fungi; Basidiomycota; Agaricomycetes; Polyporales; Laetiporaceae
Exons: 3
Coding region: 59-529 (156 amino acids)
Source: RefSeq, a predicted model, not a curated record